Molecule: messenger RNA, 3377 nt
Organism: Hippoglossus stenolepis (Pacific halibut)
Lineage: Eukaryota; Metazoa; Chordata; Actinopteri; Pleuronectiformes; Pleuronectidae
Gene: abcb8
Product: ATP-binding cassette, sub-family B (MDR/TAP), member 8
Exons: 16
Coding region: 944-3070 (708 amino acids)
Biological process (GO): transmembrane transport
Cellular component (GO): membrane
Molecular function (GO): ATP hydrolysis activity; ABC-type oligopeptide transporter activity; ATP binding
Source: RefSeq, a predicted model, not a curated record
GUACCAUAAGUGUACAGGCUAUGUUAGUCAAUACUUAUAUCUGAAUUGUCAGUAUCUCCAUUAGCACAUACUUUUUUACAGUGUCAGCUUUGUAGUAGUUCUGGUGGUGAGACUUUCAUCUCACUGCAGUGAAUUUAUUCUUGACUCAUUUUGACGUUUUAUGAUCCUUAUGCUUUUGUGUUUGACUGUUUUGUGUGCUACUGGAUACCUAAAUUUCCCUCGGGAUCAAUAAAGUAUCUAUCUAUCUAUCUAUCUAUCUAUCUAUCUAUCUAUCUAGUCACACCAAACAAAUAGCAUAACCUUUGCUAUUUUGCUGUGGUGUGUAUGUGUGGCAAUCCAUGAUGUUAUCGUUCAGUUUAUGUAUAAACGUCAAAUUCUACCCUGCAAAGUUCUCUUCACUGCAUUAUUAUUAGACAUGUUCAAUACAUAUGAAUGAGAAAUACAAUAUAAUAGAAACAACAGACUCCUUGUUUAGUUAGAGAUUCUAUUGUUUUAUUGUUUUUAUUUCAUUACAUUUAUUUGCUGCUUACCGGGACCUCUCAUAUACCUCACGUUUUGGGAUGACAAUAAAUCUUCCUGAAUCUUGACGUUUAAUCGUAAUUACGAUUGGAAUUAAAUUACAUGAACGCGGCAUACAUUGAUGUCAUUUCCGGUUAACGAUUGUAGUUUUUGAGGUUUAACCGGACAAAUUCGUGUUUUUUGUCGCGUCUCGGUUCAUCAAGUGUUUCACAAAUCGCUUAAAAUCCUGCAGAUCAUCAGCUGUUGUGACAUGAAGCUGCUCGAUGUUGUCACAGACCUGAAAUCACAGGUUCAGAUUAGACACAGAGCAAUGCAUUGUGGGUCAGACCCAACAUGGCAGCCCGCAGGAUGGCCGUGGAUUACAGUUUAGCGCACUGAUUAUUUUGACCUGAUGAGUUUGUCAUCCCUGAAUUAAGCAUCGAACAUGUUUCAGAUCCUUUGCAGUAAAGCGACCAUCGCGGCUCCGGUGCGUUCACUGUCGUUGUACCCGCGCUGCCACAAACAGGCUGACUUCUGGAAGCUGUCACGGUGGUAUACAGCUCCAGGGUCUAAUGGGUGCAGCUCCUCCCAACAGCCGGGUCAUGCCGUCAGUCGUAUGUGGCGCCUCACCCAGAGAGCUGUCCGCCAGUCUGCCACCCGGACAUCCAAACCCCCGGGAGUGUCCCUGAGGUUCAUCCUGGGACCAGCGGUGCUCACGGUCUCCGCACGGCUGUUCUGCCACGUGGCGUACUGCGAGGAAGACGUGAACAACAACACCCUGGUGGAAGCUGUCGCCAGAAAACCUCCACCCGAAUUCAAAUGGCAUAUCCUGUGGGAAUUUGUCAAACCUCAGCUCUUCGCUCUCAUGGGGGCUGUUGUGCUUGCUUUUGCUGCAGCGAUCUUGAACAUUCAAAUCCCCUUGAUGCUCGGGGAUCUGGUGAAUGUUGUGGCGCGUUACCUGAGGGAACAGACUGGGAAUUAUAUGUAUGAGAUAAGAGGUCCUGCCUUGAAGCUGCUCGGCCUGUAUGGUGUCCAAGGCCUGCUGACGACCGGCUACAUCAUCCUGCUUUCUCGGGUUGGGGAGAGAGUGGCAGCGGACAUGAGAAAGACGCUUUUCGCAUCCUUACUGAGGCAAGAUGUGGCUUUCUUUGACGCUAAUAAAACUGGGCAGCUGGUGAAUCGUUUGACUGCUGACAUUCAGGAGUUCAAGUCGUCUUUUAAAUUAGUCAUUUCUCAGGGUCUACGGAGUAUUACACAGACAGUUGGAUGUUUUGUCUCUCUCUACAUCAUGUCCCCUAAACUCACAGGUUUGACUGUAGUUGUCCUUCCCUGUCUAGUGGGAGCUGGGGCUCUCAUUGGCUCGUUCCUCCGCAAACUAUCCCGAUUGGCUCAAGAACAGGUGGCAAAAGCAACAGGAGUGGCAGAUGAAGCCCUCGGUAAUGUGCGGACAGUGAAAGCUUUUGCUAUGGAAGAGCGGGAGCUCCAGUUAUAUUCUUAUGAAGUGGACAAAUCAUGUGAAAUGAAUGAAAAUCUUGGCGCUGGAAUAGCAGUUUUCCAAGGACUGUCAAACAUUGCCCUGAAUUGCAUCGUUCUGGGAACUAUUUUCGCUGGAGGGACUUUAAUUUCUAGAAAUGAAAUGACCCCUGGAGAACUCAUGUCUUUCCUGAUCGCUUCCCAGACUGUUCAAAGGUCAUUGGCCAGUAUCUCUAUCCUUUUUGGACAGAUGGUGAGAGGACUCAGCUCCGGGGCCAGAGUUUUUGAAUAUCUGGUUUUGAAGCCAACCAUCCCUGGGUCAAGUGGGGGACGCAUCUCGUACCAUAAUCUGAUGGGAAGAGUGGACUUCGUGGACAUUUCAUUCAGUUACCCAACAAGACCUGGUCAUCAGAUUUUGAAGAAGUUCAGCUUGACACUGCCUCCGAGUAAAACUGUUGCCAUUGUUGGAGAAUCUGGAGGAGGGAAGUCCACGGUGGCGUCGUUGCUGGAGCGUUUCUACGACCCGACCAGCGGUGUAGUCAAGGUGGAUGGACUUGACAUUCGAACACUGGACCUGUCGUGGCUCAGGGGGCAAGUUAUUGGAUUUAUCAAUCAGGAGCCGGUUUUGUUCGGAUCAUCUGUCAUGGAGAACAUCCGCUUUGGGAAGCCCGAGGCCACAGAUACUGAGGUCAUUAAUGCAGCCAAGCAAGCCAAUGCUCAUCGCUUCAUUACCAGUUUCCCAGACGGCUACAACACUGUGGUUGGUGAGCGAGGAGCGACGCUCUCAGGCGGCCAGAAACAGCGCAUCGCCAUCGCCCGCGCCUUGAUCAAGAACCCCUGCAUCCUGGUGCUGGAUGAGGCCACCAGUGCAUUGGAUGCAGAGUCGGAGCGGGUGGUACAGGAGGCUCUGGACAGGGCCACAAGGGGUCGCACUGUGCUCAUCAUAGCCCACCGGCUGAGCACCAUUCAAGGGGCUGACAUCAUCUGCGUCAUGAGCAACGGACGCAUUGUGGAGGCUGGGUCUCACUUAGAGCUGCUGAGCAAAGGAGGACUGUAUUCUGAUCUGAUCCGCAGGCAAAGAGCUGAGGGGCACAAAUGAACACUGCAAAACAUGUUUACUCUAGAUCGACUGAAUAAUAGAGUUUAUUUUUAAAUGCAUAGGGGAGGGUUGCAUGAACACAAUGAAUAAAAUAAAAUGUAUUCUAAUUUUACCAUUUUCAUGCCGACUUUUAGGCCAACUCAGGUUUUAUGUACUUUACAAGUGGACCAACUGGGUCAGUCUGUGAUGAUUUAACAAACCAACCUAAUGUACAGUCUCAAGUGGGAAGUUCAUAACACUGUUUUUACUGUAUCUGUAUAGAAUGAUAAAUUAUAAUGUAUAGAAAAAAUUAAACUAUUGUUCUGAU